UCCGCACGUGCUGUCACCUGUCAGGCGAUCACGUGUCCCGUCAGAUAAUCAUUUGGAUUUUGGAUUUAUCAUUUGGAGAAUUUGCAAAACGCGAGUGGUCGGUUCCUUCGCCAAUCGCGUUUGCAGAAGUUGCGUGGGCAACUGUGACGUGAUUUCCCUCGCGGUGCAGCAGCCGCGGUCCAUCGUGGGAUUCAAAUGCAUCGCGUGAAACGUAAUGCGCGAGUGGGUGUGUGUGGCCGAUUAAGUUCACUGUCACGUAUGCUGUCGCGGUUCCGCAAACGGCGAAAGUCGCACGGCGAUAUGUGAGUAAACCUUCGAACGACGUGCAAAGUUCGCUUGUCUCGGAGGAGACAUGUGUAUCCGUUAUUUCUAUCAUGGUUUCGAUGAUUAUUGGAGCAUCGCUUUCUAUAUUUCCGAGGAUCGCGUGUUUCGAAUCAAUCCUUUUUGGCAGACACGCAUGCAUUUAGACACGAUUAAGUUGGGAGCGAUAUUCGGAAACAUUCUUCUAUACUGCUGUAUUAAAGAAGAUAUUUGAAAGUUACUACAGAUGUGUGGAUGUGAUUUGACAAUAGCUUUAUCUUUCGUUAAACUUUUAUUUCAAGAUGCAUUUUUCUAUACCUGAUACUCAAGAAUUUACUGAUGGAGCUGGGAAUGCAUACGUUGGGUAUAAUAUUCAUAUCAAUGGAUUAUUUCACUGUACUGUGAGAUAUAAACAGCUGUACAAUUUGCAUGUACAACUCUCUAAGGAUCUUGACAUAUCGUUGCCUGUAUUUCCUCCAAAGAAGUUCUUUCCUUUAACUCCUAAUCAGCAAGAGGAACGGCGGCUAGCUUUGGAAAAAUAUAUUCAGUCAAUUGGUCAAAACAUAGCUAUUAACAAUUCUGAGAUAUUAAACGGAUUUUUAUUAAAUGCUCAACAAGAAACUGUAGGUGGCUUGUCUGAGACUGAGUCUUUGGAUGUAUUUCUCAUGAAUGGAUCAAAAAUUUCAUUAAAUGUUUCUACAAGAGAACAUUCUGGUGAAAUUUUAAAGAAAGUAUAUGAACAUAUAAAGUUAGUAGAAAAAUAUCAUUCCCAUUUUGCCCUAUUUAUUAUUAUACAAGAUGAAUUGUCUGGUAAUAUUAAAAUAUUGCGGAGAUUACAAGAUUUUGAGUCACCUUUUAUAACAUACAAGUAUAUGAGUUCUAUGGGUACAAAAAUUGUUCUCAGAAAAAGUUAUUGGGAUACAAUGUACGAUCUUGAAUUAUUGAAUGAUCCAGUGACUCUGAACUUACUAUAUGUCCAAACAGCUGCGGAAAUUCACAGUGGGUGGAUACUAAUCAACAAAGAUGUGCAGUAUCAUUUGGAGAAUUUGCAAAAAUCUGGGAACAAGAAAGAAUACUUAAAUGUAGCUCGUUAUUUAAAAUAUUAUGGCUACAUACAAUUUGCACCAUGUUAUUGUGAUUAUCCUCAACAUGGUUCAAGAGUAUUACUUGCUAUAGGUGGAAAUGAAUUAAAUUUACGUGUUUUAUCAUCUAAAGAGCACGAAAUUUUAUUUAAAGUUUCACGAAUGCGAUGUUGGCGCAUUACUACUAUACAAAAUGGAACGGACAAUGCUGAAGAUAAUAAUGAGUGCAGUCUAGAAUUAUCUUUCGAAUAUUUAAUUGCUAGAAAUGAAUUGCAAUGGAUUACGAUUGUUUCGGAUCAAGCGAUUUUAAUGUCUGUUUGCCUCCAAGCCAUGAUCGAUGAGUUGUUACAAAAAUGUGUAGUGGGAAGCAGAAUUCAAGUAGAAUCUGGAAAAUCUUGGACAUAUAUUACGAGGGAUGGCCAGAGUCGUAUUACUAUGGGAUCACCAUUGCGAGAAUGUGCCAAUAAUAAUCAUUCGCCUAAAUCGGGACCAAUAAAGAAACUCGCUACUAAAUGGUCGGCUGUGACGUCAAAAAAAUCGGACGAGUCAACAGCUGUUGUUGAUAAGAUGCAGGCAACAUCUACAACAGCUGAUGACUUUGAUAUUGUAGAAAAUAAUGUUUUUCGUAUGAUAGGAGAUGAUGAUUUAUAAAUCAAAUAAUUUUUAAUGAAGAUUGAGAUAUAAGCGCAGUGAUAAAAAAAAAAUAACACAGUAUGCCUUAUCUAAACAACUUUUAGAGAUAUAUUUUAAUAUAUCUACAAAACAGUGAAACAGUUUCCAAUUUAAAGUUAAAAAUAAGUCAUUAUCAAGGCUAAUUAAUUAUUGAAGUAUGCAUAUUGAUAUUUAUAUCAAUAUGAUUAAAAUGCAUUUAUAUUUAUUGAUAACUUUACAUAAAAUAUUCAUUAUACUUCUAUAUACCGUCCUAUUACAAUAAUAAUCAAUCUGAUGCAAGUUGAAAAUUAAUUUGAGCCAAAACUGUGUUUGAAUUAUAAGUGUAAUAUUGUGUACAAUGUACUUAAUGAUAGAAUUAAUAUGAUAAAAACUAAAUCAAACUUUGAGAGAACAAACGCGCAUAUAUAUAUAUAUAUAUAUAUAUAUAUAUAUAUAGUUUGUAGAUUGUUUAUUAUUAUUAAACAAAAUUACUCAAAAGAUGACAUAUUAAUACUGCUUUCAUAAUUAUCUUAAACAAAACUAUUAAUAAUAUAUCUUGCUUUAAAUCUUGUAUUAAAUAGCAAUCAUUCUAUGUGGUGUGUUACUUUUCAUUAUCUAUCUGAUUAUAUAGUUUUUCUGCUAAAUUGAUUCGAAAAACAUACUUUUGCUUCAGUCUCCAUAUUUUAGUCAAACACUGUAAAUAGAUUGUACAAUACACAAUAUACGAAUGUAAAAUCUAUUAUGUUGUCAUAAAAUUGUCAUGAUUAAAUAUGAAUUACAAAGCCAUUCUUUAAAGUGGAAAAAUAAUAGAUUAUAUAUAUUCUAUAUAUAUUAUUCUAUUAAAUGAAUAACUAUAAACCUCCAUAUAAAAAGUGAUUGCUUAUUAAGACUAAAUGACUGAUAAUCGUAUAGAAAAUGCAUUAGUCUGCUCCUUUGUAAUAUUUUUGCUUUAAUCUCUUGUUCUAAUUAUAUUGUGAUUCCAGAAUACAUACUGCAUAAUAUUAGCAGAUAAGAGAUAUAAGUUAAAAAAAUGUAUAAAGUUUAAAGAGGAUUUUACAAUAGUAUGAAUUGUAAAAAUAUAAAAUUUAUAAAUUGA
Molecule: messenger RNA, 3129 nt
Organism: Nylanderia fulva
Lineage: Eukaryota; Metazoa; Arthropoda; Insecta; Hymenoptera; Formicidae
Gene: Snx17
Product: sorting nexin 17
Biological process (GO): endocytic recycling; intracellular protein transport
Cellular component (GO): early endosome
Molecular function (GO): phosphatidylinositol binding
Source: RefSeq, a predicted model, not a curated record